Neltuma alba is the source of this 948-nucleotide messenger RNA. Its product is annotated as plasmodesmata-located protein 8-like. Lineage: Eukaryota; Viridiplantae; Streptophyta; Magnoliopsida; Fabales; Fabaceae. Bases 1 to 903 code for a protein of 300 amino acids. Gene Ontology annotation, cellular component: plasmodesma. The record is from RefSeq and is a predicted model, not a curated record. The transcript is spliced from 2 exons.
AUGUUGAGAACUCGUCCCUUAUACUCCACUCACAGCAUCAUCUUCACAACAUUCAAACUCUCUUCUCUCCUUUAUCUCUUUUCUUCAGAACUCACUUCUCAUGGCUUCCAAACCAUACCUCAAACCUUCAUCUAUGCAGGUUGCUCUCAAGAAAAAUACGAACCCAACACAGAAUUCGAAAGUAACCUAAAUUCUUUUCUCUCUUCAGCUUUUAGUUCAUCCUCUCAAUUUUCCUACCACAGCUUUUCCAUUGGAAAUAACAACGAAAGCUCAAUAACACUAACAGAUCCAGCCACAAUCUAUGGUUUGUACCAAUGUAGGGGUGAUUUGCAGCCUAUAGACUGCAGAACGUGUGUUGAAACGUCUAUUCACCAAAUAACCCUAGUUUGUCCCUAUUCCUUUGGAGCUAUUUUGCAGCUAGAAGGAUGCUAUCUCAGAUACGAGCAUGUGGAUUUCUUGGGCAAGGCUGACACAAGCCUUAGGUUCAGAAGGUGUCGGAAACCGGUGAAGCAGGUCGACAUUGACUUCUUCCGGCGAAGAGAUGCUGUUGUUACAGAUUUAUUAAUGGCUGCUAAUAAUGGGUUUAGGGUUAGCAGAGAAGGUUUUGUUGAGGGUGUAGCUAUGUGCCUGGGAGAUUUGAGAGCAGCAGAUUGCUCCUCUUGCCUUGGGGAAACGGUGGGGAAGAUGAAGAGCUUGUGUGGAACGCAAGCAGCAGAAGCGGCUGUGUUCUUAGCACAAUGUUAUGUUCAUUACAGAGCCUAUGGAUACUACGAGGAAGCUUCUGAUUCCUCAAGGGAGGAUCGAGUGAGGAAAGCAACGGCUAUUCUAUUGGGAUUGUUGGUAGCACUAAUCAUUCUUAUUGGGAUUCUCUCUAUUUGCCAAAGAGCAAUGCGUCAAAAAUAAAUAAUUUUCCGAGAUCAUCUUCAUAAUGAUGAUGGCUGGGGGGAU